This is a messenger RNA of Formica exsecta, 3053 nucleotides long. RefSeq lists its product as uncharacterized. Gene Ontology annotation, biological process: piRNA processing; siRNA processing; RNA methylation. Gene Ontology annotation, cellular component: cytoplasm; nucleus. The record is from RefSeq and is a predicted model, not a curated record. Gene Ontology annotation, molecular function: RNA methyltransferase activity; O-methyltransferase activity. Lineage: Eukaryota; Metazoa; Arthropoda; Insecta; Hymenoptera; Formicidae.
AUGUACUAUGUCUAUGGAACGUGCAUUCAACUGAGUUAUGAUGUCACAAAUGAGAAUUAUCUGAGUUUUGAUGUUGUCGAUUUUGGAUGUUCAGAAUUGGGUUUUGUACGUUAUUUGAAAAAUACACCGGGAGUGGAAGAAAUACUUUGUGUUGACAUUGAUAGGCAAGUUUUAGAAUAUAACAAAGUAAAAGCGGAGCCAUACCUUAUGGAAUAUGUGUGUUGUCGAAAAACACCACUUGUAAUUGAAUUAUGUGAAGGAAGUGUAACACAUAAUGACCGAAAGUUGGAGCAAACGGAUGCUGUAAUUUGCAUUGAAUUAAUUGAGCAUUUGUAUCCAGACACAUUAAUGGAUCUGCCCUUUAAUAUUUUUGAAUACAUCAUGCCAAAAGUAGUAAUAGUAACUACUCCAAAUGCAGAUUUCAAUGUAUUAUUUCCAAAUUUCUCAGGCUAUAGACAUCCAGAUCAUAAAUUUGAAUGGACAAGAGAACAAUUUCAAGACUGGGCACGAAAUAUUGUGGUGAGAUAUCCAUCUUAUAGUGUGACAUUUCAUGGAAUUUGUAAAGGACCUGCGGGCACUGAGGAAUUAGGUACAUGCACACAAAUGGCAGUAUUUCACCGACAUUCAUUGAUAGAAGAAUGCAAUAAAAUAAUAGGAGUAGAUGGAUUAUUUAAGACAGUGGCUAAAUAUGAUUAUCCUAUAUAUGUUGACAAUCGUUCAGACAAGGAAAAAUUACUGCAUGAAGCGACAUAUCAUAUCAUUAAUCUAGCCUACACUGAGGAGAGUCGAGAUGAAGUAAUUCUAAGUGAUAUAUUACCUUAUUUGGAAGAAAAAAAUUUCAAUGUCACAAUAGAAACGCUGAGAAAGGUUUUAACAGAUGCAAAUUGGAUUAUCAAAGAUGGAGAAGAUGGACCAAUAGUAAAAAUUGAUGUUUCUUCUUCUGAGUGUGAGGAUGAAGAUGAAAAGUUUCAUAGGGAUAAUGCUGAUUUGAUAAAUGAAGGAAAUAUAAACGAUUUGAAGUUUGAAGAUGAAUCAUUAGGAAGUGAGAUAUCUUCUGGACGAAGUUCGUACAUUGAAAAUUGGGAUGAACAACCCAGCAUCAUCAUACCUGAAAAUCGCUCUAUUGUCCGAGAAAAUACUUAUUUAUUUGAUGGUGAACAUUCCUUAUCAGAAUAUCAUAACGCGAGUUAUCAAAACGGAUCAUGCAACAAGUUUUACCAGUUUUCAUUAAACAGUACUUUUCAACAAUUUGAAAUGGCAAAUAAGCCGGCUAUGAAUAUAGAAAAAUUUACUGAAAAGAAAUGCCGAAAUUUAAUUUCCGUGCCGUUUAAAAAAAGUUUUUCGGAAAAAGACAAUAGUUGUAAUUUUGAACAAAUGAUUUCAGUUAAGAAUCAAGUUCAUGAAAAGAAUGAUAUGGCAGAUAUGGUACCAUUAAAUAUUUGUAGCAGUAGUAGUGGUGUUAAUAAUCAACCAAGAUUUACAAGUUCACCUAAAGCUUCUACAAAGCCAUUUACCAAUAUAAUUAAACAAAACUGUCCCGAAUUGAAAGAACUGCAUGCAGUAAAUAGGAACAUCUUAUCAUGUAUAGAAGAAACAAUUAACGAAACUGUAUUGGAAACUAACAGUAGUUCAUUAAAAGAUAUUAGUCAGAAAUCUAGUAACAGUACUAUUACAGAAACAGUUACAUUGUGCGCAAGUUCUUUAAGCGAUGAUAUUACUAAUAUUUCAAAAAAUAAUGUAGACUUAUGUCUCGAUAGCAAUAACGCACAGCAACAUUUGUGUUUAGAGAAUAAAGAAUUUACCGAAGUUGUGGAAUCAACGCAAGGUACAGAUGAAAAAUUUGUAGAGAGGAACGUUGUAAUCAAUCGUGAGUCCGAUUUCGCGGAUAAUGUACAAAAUGUAGAUGUACACCACAGUUUGUCAUCGAACAAUAAGAAUAUUGACAACAAAGAAGAAAACGUGUGCUGUACAUUAACAAAGACAAAUGAUAAUGGUACGAAUGAGCACCAAGAAAACAUGAUUGAUUUUACACAGCCAAAUGUGAGGAAAAAGAGCUUAAAUCCGCCUAAAGAAUUAUCGAAUUUCAAAUCGCAGAACAAUAGCGAAUGCUCUUCUACUGAAUGUGCCAAAAAGACUAGUGUUUUAGAAAAUGAUAGACUUGUAUCUAGUAGCAGUAAUAAAGAUACAAAUAAUGUUCAGUUUGCAUCAGUAUCAAAAAAAAGUGAAGAGAUUGUUGGUACAAGCAAAGAUGUAAAUACGUCAAAUAUUGUUGGAUUAAUAAAUAAUAUCGAAGCUAAGUCAGUUUCUCCUUUUGAGACCCCUCCGAACAGUUGGUCUCCCGAAAUUAUGGAUUCCGGUUACCCAAAUUCAGCAUCCGUGCAAGAUAUAACACCAGAAUAUGAUUUGUCCAGCAUAGCUCAAGAUCAUAUACCGGAUUCUGAAUCGCCUAGCAUUGCGGAAGCGCCAAGACUCGGCGUUUUGGAACCGAUUGAGGUGGAAAAUGGUGAUUUGGCGAACAAUAAUAGGGAUGAUGAGGGUAACAAUAUGAUGGCUGUGGAUGCUAACGAUAUUGAAAACUUGCAACCAUUUAUCGAUGUACUGGAAAACGAUCUCGAGAAUGAAAACGACAUUUACGUAAUGCAAAACGGUUUUCCUAUAUGGCUAUUGAGAUUAUUGGACAUGGCCAAUCCACUUGACUUUGAUAUACAAGAUCGGCAAAAUUUGAGGGAUCCCGAAGAUGAAAUUGCAGAUGAUGCUAACUACGUGGGUCAUGACGAAGGUUUCGAUAGCAGUUCUUCCGAGAAUGAGAGCGAUAUUGAAAUGGGAAAUGAUAACAAGCACGAAGCACAAAAAACUUCUUGCUGGGAGAGUGUGAUGCGUGUGAUAUAAUUAAGAUAUUACAAUGUAAUCAUACAUAUCAUUCUUAGAUGUUCCCAACAAAGUCUGCAGUAUAGGCUUGGAAGGUAAACUUAUAUACAUUGGAGAACAUUCUUGAUUACAUUUGAUAUCUGAUAAAAAAUUUUGCAUUUUAGAAUAUAGAAUAUUUGAUAUAA